Molecule: messenger RNA, 993 nt
Organism: Pangasianodon hypophthalmus (striped catfish)
Lineage: Eukaryota; Metazoa; Chordata; Actinopteri; Siluriformes; Pangasiidae
Product: trace amine-associated receptor 6-like
Exons: 1
Coding region: 1-993 (330 amino acids)
Biological process (GO): G protein-coupled receptor signaling pathway
Cellular component (GO): membrane
Molecular function (GO): trace-amine receptor activity
Source: RefSeq, a predicted model, not a curated record
AUGAACCUGACAGAGUUUAACCAGUCUGAUCGCUGUGAGCAUUUCUCCUGUCCAGAGAGAUCUGUAUCUCCUGCAGUUUAUAUCUUACUGUACGUGUGUUCAGCUGCUGUGGUUCUUCUAACAGUGUGUGGAAAUCUCCUUGUCAUCAUCUCGGUUUUUCAUUUCAAGCAGCUUCACACACCGACCAACAUGCUCGUGCUCUCUCUGGCUGUGUCGGAUUUCCUGAUUGGCACUUUAGUGAUGCCGCCGGUGUUAAUCUGGACGAUUGAGUCAUGCUGGAUUUUUGGAAGAGGUUUCUGCGUCAUUUUUUUGUUGAUUGGUGGUUUCCUCAUGAACGUAUCCAUCUAUAAUAUUGCUCUGAUCUCUGUGGAUCGGUAUUUGGCUCUCUCAAACCCAUUUCUCUACACAAACAAAAUCUCUAGGAGGACUAUGUGCAUUGAAGUUUAUUCCAACUGGUGUGUGAGUCUGACAUAUAACACAGCACUCUAUUAUUUUAAUGGACUCUUCACAGGUUCUGUAAUGUGUCCUGGAGAGUGUUUUCUAAUUCUGAAUGAGAUUUGGACUCUAAUUGACCUUGUUAAUUCAUUUAUUUUUCCAUUUUCUGUCAUUAUCAUAUUGUAUACUCUAGUUUUUGUGAUUGCUAAGAAACAUGCCACUGCUAUCAGAGAGCUUAAUAAUCACACACGGCCUAAAACUCAGAAAAUCACCACACACUCGAUGAAAUCUGAGAGAAAAGCAGCUAAAGUACUUGGCAUUUUAGUGGCUGUGUUUCUGGUGUGUAUACUUCCAUAUUUUAUUUACAGUUUAUUAGGGGAUGUAAUUGAACUACAUGUAGAAACAUUCCUGAAAAUUCUAAUAGUGGUUUAUCUUAAUUCCACCAUCAAUCCAUUUAUUUAUGCUCUGUUUUACCCGUGGUUUAGGAGGUGCAUUAAAUUAAUUAUAACUCUGCAAGUAUGCCAAACAGAAUCUUCAUUAAUAAAUGUUCUUUCAUGA